Molecule: messenger RNA, 1315 nt
Organism: Gordionus sp. m RMFG-2023
Lineage: Eukaryota; Metazoa; Nematomorpha; Gordioida; Chordodea; Parachordodidae
Product: phosphopantothenate--cysteine ligase-like
Exons: 6
Coding region: 60-1064 (334 amino acids)
Biological process (GO): coenzyme A biosynthetic process
Cellular component (GO): nucleus; cytoplasm
Molecular function (GO): phosphopantothenate--cysteine ligase activity
Source: RefSeq, a predicted model, not a curated record
AUUGCAUUCAGACACUCUUAUUUUAACAGAUGCCAAUUAUUAUUUACAGAAAUUUUUGAAUGGAACAUAAUGAAAAACUUAUUGAAGAAUUUUGUAAAAGGGUCCAUAAAAUCCACCACAACCGCAAAAUAGCAUUAAUUACCUCUGGUGGAACUAUUGUACCAAUUGAGAAGAGAAUGGUUAGGUUCAUUGAUAAUUUUAGUCAGGGUUAUAGAGGAGCAUUUUCAGCUGAAUAUCUUCUUCAACAAAAUUAUUCCGUAAUAUUUUUGAAUCGGAAACACUCUAAAAAACCUUUCCAUUCUCAUUUUGAUAAGUGCAUUUUAGACAUGAUCGAACCUGAUAGUUUUAAAGAAGGAUUUAUUGUAAAGCAAUAUGAAAACCAGAAAAUUAACAAAUUUUACAAAAUCUAUCAUGAAUUUCAAUCAGAUGGUGCCUCCCUACUAGAAAUUGAAUUUCAAACUGUAACUCAAUAUCUAAAUUUACUUGAAAAAUCUUGCCGAAUAUUAAAUCAAUUCAACAAGUUAGCCUUAAUAUAUUUAUCAGCCGCUGUUUCUGACUUUUAUAUUCCAGAUGAGAAACAAGCAUUGGACAAAAUUUCUUCCACUGGAAAGUCUUCUCUAACCCUGACCCUUUACCCGGUUCCCAAGCUAUUGGGCAAAGUAAAAUCUGACUGGGCCCCUAAUGCUUUCGUGGUAUCCUUCAAAUUGGAAACUGACGAGGAUCUCUUAGUGAAGACGGCUACUAAUUCGCUGCUGACUUAUGGCCAGGAUAUCGUGGUGGCCAAUCUUCUGGCCACCAAAACCUCUACCGUUCAGAUUAUAAACCGUCAGAAUUUGGCGCCUUCUAAUCAUUCGAUUACGUAUAAUCAUAAUAAUAGCGAUGCUACGAAAGAGGGAGUUGACAAGAUGGGAAGAAAUACGGAAGAAGAGGUUAUCGAAAAACAGGUUUUAGCUUUGACCGAAGAUCAGAUCGCGGGGGACGUUAAGAUAGAGGAACUUUUGGUACGCGAAAUCGUAGGUCGCCACGAGAUCUAUAUCAGCAGCCCCUUGUCAAUUACGUGUUAACGCCGAUUGGAUGAAUAACUUUAAAAAUUUGUCAGGAAUAAUAUUCUUAAAUUAAAUUAGCAAAAUUUAUUAUAUAUCAAGUUAUUUCCGGUUUUUUCUUUUACUAGAUAAUAAUAAUAAAUUGCUAGAAAAAUUAACUUCUAAUCACUAAAAUCUUUAAAUUUGUUACUAAAUGCUCAAAUAAAUUUGAUCUUAUAUAAUACUCGCGUAAUUAUUUACCUUUAUAGCGAAUUUUUAUUUAUUGUAAAAUU